AUGCCGGCUUGCGCUUUCCCACUUUGGACACUGCGGAGAACUACGAUUACAACCGAGAUCGUGGCUUCGAUCGAAUCGUUGAGCGUGCCUUCCCCAUCAAGGUGCCAGGAUAUCGGAGGUUGGACCCCUACUUCCGCGAGUACAUCUGGUUUCUCAACAAUUUGGAUCCCGCGCGAUUCACAAUUUCUCGGAUUGCGAAGCGGUAUCGUUUGA
This is a messenger RNA of Cladocopium goreaui, 213 nucleotides long. Lineage: Eukaryota; Dinophyceae; Suessiales; Symbiodiniaceae. The record is from the annotation of a GenBank genome assembly.